GAGAUGGCUCAGUGAGUGUGAGCCCUGUGUUCUUUUUUUUUGGUUCUUUUUUUUUUUUUUUUUUUUUUUUUUUCGGAGCUGGGGACCGAACCCGGGGCCUUGCGCUUCCUAGGUAAGCGCUCUACCACUGAGCUAAAUCCCCAGCCCCGAGCCCUGUGUUCUUACUCGAGUUUGAGUCCCGGUGCCCUUGCUAAGGGCCAGGCAUGGCCCCGCCCCUAUGUAUCUGUAAACCCAGAACUGUGAGGGGCAGAGAAGAGAGGACCUGUGGAGGUUCUGGUAGCCAGUUUAGUUGAGGCUCAGUGAGAGACUUUGUCUCAAGGGAAUAAGGUGGAGAGCAUUAGAAUAUGACACUCAUUUUACUCCUUCCCUAGCAUUGGGGGUUGGGGGUGGGGGCUGGUAGGGAAGCAGAAGUGUAAGAACCCAAUAAAACAACACAAAACACACACACAUACACACACACAACACUCCCUAGCGCCACAACAACAUACAAGCACACACAUUUGACCUGGGCCAGGGGGAUAGCUGUGUUGUCAGAGUGCUGGCCGAGCAUGCAUGAGGCCCUGUUGCCUGGUGUAUAACAAUGUCAAUGUGCUCGGUGCCUUCAGCCUUUGUGUUUAAAACAGUUCUGAGACAGUAACUAUAGUUUACCCUAUAAAACCCUAGACAGUUGUAGUGGUGGACGUCCCCCCACGGGAGAUAGGGUGGGGACGUAAAAGUCCAGACUUUAAAUCCCAGCACUAAAGAGGCAGAGGCAGGCAGAGCUCUACCUGGUUUAUAUAGUGACUUCCAGCCAGGGCUAUAUAGAGAGACCCUGUCUCACAAAAACAAAACAAAACAAAAACAAACAAAACCCAAACACACACACUCCCCCCCACACACACACUCACACUCACACUCUCUCCCACACACCCAAGCAUAAGCGUGAUAGAGGGAAAACGGUAGCGGUGACUGGAGACACGGCUCAGCGGUUAAGUUCUAUGACUUUUCUAGAGGACUCUCCCUCAUUGAGUUCCCAGCACACGUGUGACUCACAUUCCUGUAACCCGGUUCAGGGGACGUGAAUCCUUCCGGCCUCCAUGGGCAGUGCACAUGCAGAUGGUUACAUAUACAUACAUGCAAGCAAAACACUCGUACACAUGUAUCUUAUUUACUUUUGGUUUUUCAAGACAGGGUUUCUCUGUGUAGCUCUGGCUGUCCUGGAACUCACUGCAGAACAGUCUGGCCUUGACAGAGAUCCGCCUUUCUCUGCCUCUGGGGUGUACAGCUGCACACCUCACCACUGUGUCUUUUUUUUUUUCUUCUUCUUUCUGUAAAUUACUGCGUUCAAUUAGUGCUGCCGGUUGGAAUGCUGGCUUAGGGGCUUUUCACUGGACCACGAAUGUUACUUUGUAAUAAAGAGCUUUGUUCCUGAAGGAUUGGGUUGGACUCCGUGGUCUAAAAGUUGACCGUCUAACAUGAAUAUUUUAUGAUCCUACAACUGGUUGUAUCGUCCCAGUAUUGAUUACAAUGGAAUCUCUAGUCAACAGCUAGAAAACACAGAGUUCACAUGGAAAGGAAUGUUCCUCUAGAAAACCCUCAGCCCAAGUGGCUGGGAUUGAGUGACAGAUACUUUGGAAAGGACAGAGCUUUGUCCUUGCUACUAAACCUUUUACAGCUGUGGAGUCUCACACCUGGCAGUCCCCUUAGGCGUGAAUAUCUCUCAGCAAAGGCUGAGGAGCAAAGUAGAACUAUGACAAAGGAUCAAGCACUUAUGCCUAAGUGGGGGGAGGGGCGGUGGAGGAUUAGAGUGGGGGAUGGAGAUGAGGACAUAAAAAACAAAGAACCUAUUGUUUUAGGGCUACUAUUGCUGUGAUGGAACUCAGAGACCUGAGAGACCUGAGGUUAGGCUGAUUCUGUGACAGACUUGGAAUUGGCAGUUAAGAAGACUGGGCCUGGGGCUGGGGAUUUAGCUCAGUGGUAGAGCGCUUACCUAGGGAGCGCAAGGCCCUGGGUUCGGUCCCCAGCUCCGAAAAAAAGAACCAAAAAAAAAAAAAAAAAAAGACUGGGCCUAAGAACUGGGCAAGUCCAUGCAAGCCAAUUACUAAUAGAAAACUCCAGGCUCCAACCUUCACGCCCUGAUAAUGGUUUUUGAAUGCCUAGAGCUAGAGUAAACUAAAGAUCUUAUACCCCGGAAUUCCAAUGUGCUUUAAAAGGAGCCUGCGAGCUCACUUGGUUGUCCAUCUUGGUAAUGGGAGGCCCCAGCAUGCUGGACUUGUGCAGAAUAAAACACUCUUUGUGUUUACAUACUAUUUGAGUCCAGAAUAUCAUUCUUCAGCGAAUCUUAGACUCUUACAGACCAAAGGCAAGUUGGGGAGAAAAGAAUUUAUGUGACUUACGCUUCCACCUCACUAGUCCAUCACUGAAGGAAGUCAGGACAGGAACUCAAACAGGACAGGAUCCGAGAGGCAGGAGCUGAUGCAGAUCAUGGAGCGUGCUGCUUACUGGCUUGCUCAGCCUGCUCCUGUAUAGAACCCAGGACCACCUGCCCAGGGGUGGCUCCACCCACAACGAGCUGGGCCUUCCACAUAAAUCACUAAUUAAGAAAAUACUCUACAGGCUUGCCUGCAGCCCACUUUAUAGACUGCAGCCCAUUUUCUCAAUUGGGGUUCCUUCCUCUCAGAUGAUGCUAGCCUUUGACCAGUUGACAUGAAAUUAGCCAGUUCAUCUACCUUGUCAGGGACUCAGAAGAAAAUUACUACUGUAACAUUGGGCAGGAGAGGAAUCUGAGCUGUCUGUGCAGGGCUGACUCAAAGACAACUUAAGUUGGGACUCACAGUACAUACACCUGUUGCUAUUUCAAAUGUUUAUAUUUAUUUUUAUUUAUUCAUUUUACAUCCCACUCACUGUCUCCCUCCAGGUCAUCCGCUGCCAAAAUCCUCCCCCCAUACCCCUCCCCUUCUCCUCUGAGAGGGUGGGCUCCCCCUGGGUAUCCCCCCACCCCAGUACAUCAAGUCCUCUAUGGGACUAGGUAUAUCCUCUCCCUCUGAGGCCAGAUGAGGCAGCCCAGCCAGAAGAACAUAUCCCAGACAGGCAACAGCUUUUGGGAUAGCUACCCGCUCGUUGUUCGGGACCCACAUGAAGACCAAGCUGCACAUCUGCUACACAUGCUGGGAGAAGCCUAGGUCCAGCAAAGUGUAUGCACUUUGGUUGGUGGUUCAGUCUCUGAGAACCCCAAGGUCCAGUUUAGUUGAUACUUUUGGUCUUCCUAUGGAGUCCCUAUACCCUUCAGAGUCCAUACCCUCCCCCCUAUUCUUCCAUAAGAGUCCCCAAGCUCCAUCCAAUGUUUGGCUGUGGGUGUGUCCAACCACCUGAAUCAACUGCUGGGUGGAGGAUAAAGAGCAAUGCCUGAGACCUUUAAAAAUGAACGAAUGAAUGAACGAACGAAUGAAUGAAUGAAAAUGAGGACGUGCCCACUCCACGUUUGGUGGUAGAGAAGGGUUUGAUUGUAGAUGUGUAAAGUACACCACAGGCAUCUGGAAGAGUCCUGUCUGAACCGGGCCAUGAGAGAUGAGAGGAAGUGAUGAGAGAGGGCAAGAAAGGGGAAGCAAACCAAGAGAGAAGUGGAGAGUCUGGGAGCAAGUGGUAGACAUGGCUGGACUAUACAGGGUAGAGAAGCUCAACCCCUGGGCUGGAGAGCUUUAGGGUAGGGGGCAGGGUGAGAAGCGCUGGGAGGAGGUACAGGAACUGAUACUUGACCCAUGUUUCUUUGGGACAUAACAAAACCCCUCUUGUUCCAGCUGGUCAUACAUACGCGGUAUGACCUGUUCUUCCUCACAAUCUGUGAAGUGGCCUGGUCCACAGUGGAGGCCCACUGGCGGGGAGCCUACUGCGGUUAACUGAAGAGGAAACCAAACUACUGGGCACUCGCUUGCCACGCCAACCAGGGCUGUGCUCGGGAUGUGCCCAGCCUGCUGUCUGUAGUGUGGGGCCCUUUAGAAGCCGCUGCAACCACAGGCAGCCCGAACAGAAACACUGUAAACGGACCCACUGCAAGGCUGCCGCAUCGUCACCAGGCUCAGCCAACAGUCAUACCUAGGAAGCAAUAUUUUUUUUUUGUGCCUGGACUCGCUUGAGGUGUACGGCUGCUUCCUUUUAGUCUGAGCUAGGCCGAUGGACUCAGAAAUAUACACCCAUUGAUUUUCCAGCUUUGAGGCAUGUAUACAGACCCCGCCUCCAUCCCAAGGUGUCUACAGGAAGGAUGGCGGCUGCAGGGAGGAGGGUCUCCUGUCUUCCUAAGGGUGCCCUCUCCACCAGCCUGUGGGUGGAUCGAGGCACUCUAUCAGCUGGGUGGAGCACUGAACCUAUCUAGCUGGCCAGGGCCUGCAAACCCUGAAGGAGGAAGAAACCGCAGAGCACGUGGGACCUGCAGCCGACAGGCUUUAGAGAGGUACCGUAGGCCAGGACGCCACUCUCGGCCUCUCUCCGGGGCCCCUGGGAGGCAGUUGAGUAGCUCCAGCUGACACUAGACGGAACAGCAGGAAGGAGUCGCCGCAGAGGACACAACUCCCAGCAAGCCCUGCGCCUGCCAAUCCCGGAAGGCCACGCGCGGAGGCUCAUGGGGCGGGACUUUCCCGGCUGACCUCGCGCCGUCCACUCCCGGAAGGCGACUUUUUCCAGAGGGCGUGGCCUGCGAGGCGCUACAGUCGUCGCCUGCUCCCAGAAGGCUACGGGUGAGGACGCGGGGGCGGGGCGCUCCCGGCCUGCUCUGCGGCGCGUCUCCGCCCGCGGGUUUUGAAUUAGGGAUUGUGGCGACGCUAUCAUGGGUGCUCCGGCGCUGCCCCCGACCUGGCAGCUGUACCUUAAGGACCACCGCAUCUCCACCUUCAAGAACUGGCCCUUCCUGGAGGAUUGCUCCUGCACCCCAGAGCGGAUGGCGGAGGCUGGCUUCAUCCACUGCCCUACCGAGAAUGAGCCUGAUUUGGCCCAGUGUUUUUUCUGCUUUAAGGAACUGGAAGGCUGGGAACCGGAUGACAACCCUAUAGAGGAGCAUAGGAAGCACUCCCCUGGCUGCGCCUUCCUUACAGUCAAGAAGCAGGUGGAAGAACUGACCGUCAGCGAGUUUUUGAAACUGGACAAACAAAGAGCCAAGAACAAAAUUGCGAGCCCCUCCCUCUGGGCCACACCGCAGCCCCAUUGUGUCUGUUCGUCAUUCCAGGCAAAGGAGACCAACAACAAACAGAAAGAGUUCGAGGAGACCGCGAGGACGGUCCGCCAGUCCAUUGAGCAGCUGGCUGCCUUACGCUGAGCCUUUGCUGGGCAACCUGGACCUGAGUGACAUGCCACGGCUAAGCCACUUGUCCCAGCUUUCCAGGCCUGCCUGGCCGCCUUGGUGUCUUACAGGAGACCGUGACAUUUCGAAACUGGACAUCAGAUGAUUUGGGGUUUUGCUUUAAAGGGGCUCAGCCUGCGUGGCCACCUCUCUUUGGUUUUGUGGCUUUGCUCUAUUGUGACCUGGACUUAAGCACUGAGGAAGGGAGUGGAUGAGGGACAGGAUUCUCUGACAGGAUCUAUGGGGUGGGGAGGGGGGUGAAGGGAGGGUUGUGCAAGGCCUUUCUGGUCUUGAUGUUUCCAUGCCUGGCAGCUGUCGCAGCCCAUGUGUAGGUGUGGUUUAUAUAUGUUUGUGCUGAUAAUUCUUCUGUCCUUCUGAUGAGUCCUCCUACCAUGGGGUAAUGGAAUAAAAUAACUUAACAAAGUG
This is a messenger RNA of Rattus norvegicus (Norway rat), 5734 nucleotides long. It is a transcript of the gene Birc5, whose product is annotated as baculoviral IAP repeat-containing 5. Gene Ontology annotation, biological process: negative regulation of apoptotic process. Gene Ontology annotation, cellular component: cytoplasm; spindle; nucleus. NCBI's taxonomy places the organism in Eukaryota, Metazoa, Chordata, Mammalia, Rodentia, Muridae. The record is from RefSeq and is a predicted model, not a curated record.